Molecule: messenger RNA, 1292 nt
Organism: Vombatus ursinus (common wombat)
Lineage: Eukaryota; Metazoa; Chordata; Mammalia; Diprotodontia; Vombatidae
Gene: ETFA
Product: electron transfer flavoprotein subunit alpha
Exons: 12
Coding region: 26-1036 (336 amino acids)
Cellular component (GO): mitochondrion
Molecular function (GO): electron transfer activity; flavin adenine dinucleotide binding
Source: RefSeq, a predicted model, not a curated record
GCGGCGGCGGCGAAGGCGAACGGCCAUGUUCCGGGCGGCGGUGGCGGCUCCCGCGCGCCUGAGGCGGGCCACGGCCUCAUUGCUGCGAUUUCAGAGUACCCUAGUAAUAGCUGAGCAUACGAAUGAUACACUUACACCCAUCACGUUAAAUGCUAUUACUGCAGCCACGCAGCUUGGUGGAGAAGUGUCCUGUUUAGUAGCUGGAACCAAAUGUGACAAGCUAGCCCAAGAUCUGUGCAGAGUGGCCGGCGUAAGCAAGGUCCUGGUAGCUCAGAAUGAUGUGUUCAAAGGACUGCUUCCAGAGGAACUGACAUCACUGAUUUUGGCAACUCAGAAGCAAUUCAAUUACACACACAUCUGUGCUGGAGCAUCUGCCUUUGGGAAGAACCUUUUGCCCAGAGUAGCAGCCAAACUUGAUGUUGCCCCGAUUUCUGACAUCAUUCAAAUCAAGUCACCAGAUACGUUUGUGAGAACUAUUUAUGCAGGUAAUGCCAUAUGUACUGUGAAGUGUGAGGAGAAAGUCAAGGUGUUCUCCGUUCGAGGGACCGCAUUCGAGGCAGCAGCCACGAGUGGGGGGAGUGCCAGUGCAGAGAAUGCACCCAGUACCUCGCCAGUGAAGCUGUCGGAAUGGCUUGAGCAGAAAUUAUCAAAAAGUGAUCGGCCCGAACUAACUGGUGCAAAGGUGGUGGUGUCUGGUGGACGUGGUUUGAAGAGUGGGGAGAACUUUAAGCUGUUAUAUGACUUGGCUGAUCAGCUGCACGCUGCAGUUGGUGCUUCCCGUGCUGCUGUUGAUGCCGGCUUUGUACCCAAUGACCUGCAAGUUGGACAGACGGGGAAAAUAGUAGCACCGGAACUGUAUAUCGCUGUGGGGAUAUCUGGAGCCAUCCAACAUUUAGCAGGAAUGAAGGACAGCAAGACGAUUGUGGCUAUUAACAAGGAUCCAGAGGCCCCAAUUUUCCAAGUGGCAGACUUGGGAAUCGUUGCAGAUUUAUUUAAGGUAGUUCCUGAGAUGAUCGAGAUACUGAAGAAGAAAUGAUGAAGCUGCCACGGGUCAUGGUUUGAGACAGGCGGUUACCCAAAGUCACAGAACUCGUCCCCAUUGCAGAUGCCAUGGAAAGCUUGGACAGCUGAUUUCAGACAAUUUUUUAAAAAUUGUAUAAGUGCCAGAAUGUCUUUUAUGGGAAGAUUCACAUUUCCCUUUUUAAGUUAAUUCUUGGUUCCAGACAUCAUUUUUGAAUGUUUUCUAAUUCUCUAAUAAAAUCAAUAAUAAAGUACUGACAACCUUAAGCCUG